AUGUACUCCAAAAGUCAUCUCCCCCUCUUCUUCUCUCUCCUCUCUCUCUUUCUCUCUCGUCUCACCUCUUCCUCUGUUCCCCACCUUGGGAUCGACUCCUUCCUCUCUGACGAGCUCCGCCAUGACCCACAAGCCCUAAACGACUCCUUUCUCUCUCUACACUCCUCUCUCCUCAAAUCCCUUUCUCUCCCCUCUAUCCACUCUCACCGCCAAUUACUCUCUCAUCUCACUUCCCUAACCCUAACAGUCCCUGUAAAAGCCAUCCUUGUCGGCGAUUUCAGUGGGGCGGAUCCCUCUGAAACCCUAACAUCUCUCUUCUCUUCACUCCAUUUUGACCCCCAUUUCCCUGUCAUCUUCUCCUCUGAUCCUUUGCAUCGCCUCAUAAUAAGCAGGGAGUUUCACCUCGAGGUUUCUAGGGCUCCUUCUCGCAUUGCUUCUCGGUUGCAGGAAGCCAUUAAAGCUCACAUCGAAGCUUCAACUUCUGGUAAGCUCUACGGCCUUCACCCUGUUCCUUACUCCGUGAUUGAUGAUAUAAUUGGCCAUGAAUCGAGAGAAAACAAUGAAUAUACGCUUUAUUUGCUCAAUUUGAAACCUCAGUCGAAGACUUAUGCUUAUUCUUACACUCCUGGUGAUCCUUCUCCUGCCUUUCCUAAGUGUUUAGGUAGUUUGUGGACUGGUAAAGAUAGGUAUCUUUGGGUUGACUUAGCUGCUGGUCCUGUUGAUUAUGGGCCUUCUAUAUCAGGAGAAGGGGUUUUACCUAGAGGUGAAUUCCACCCUUUAACUGCUUUACAUGGAAAGCCCAAGUCUCAUAUCGGAUUCUUAGCUGAUUUGACUUCAUUGAUUUGGAGUGCUUCGAGGGUUUUGUUCGCCCCAUCUCUGAGAAUUCCUGCUUUUUUCGAUAACCCAUUGAUUGUUCAGUUUGUUCAUAUUCACGGGUCAGGAGAUAAGGACUUGAGGGGCUUGGAUUGGGAUUCGAUAGAGAGUGCUUUCAUGGAUGAGGUGAAAAAUGGUGGUUCGCUUUUGGGGCAACAAGAGCUGAAGUUUAGGAGGUCGGAAUUGAAGUUUCCAGAUUGCCCGAUUUGUAAUUAUGCGAUAUUGAGGUCCAUGAAUUCGUAUACCUCGAGGUUCUUGUUUGAUAAUUACACUUUGAUUGUGAGCGAGUACUUGGAUUCUAAGCGAUUGCAUUCGUUACUGUCUGAAUCCGCUCAAAAUUUGAAGAAAUUGGCUGGAAUCAGUGAUGAUGAGCUUGGGGGCAGGAUUCUUCCUGUUUAUGUUUUUGAUCUCGAACUCGAUAGGACUUUGUUGCUCGAUCGAUUCCACCAAGCUGUUGCUUUCAAGGACAUGGUCAUAGCUGUUAGGACUAGAAGCUCCCAGAGUGUGACUGACUACAGCUGUAACGGCCGCCAUGUUAUAACCCAAAUCCGAGAGCUUGAAAGGCCAAUUGUGGGUUCUCUUUUGCAAACAUUAUGGGGAGUUUCACCUACCCAUUUGUCAUGGAGCCCUCUUCAUAACAAUACACUGGUGGACUAUACUUGGAGCAUGGGGCAAACACCAUUUGGACCUUUUUCACGGCUCUACUCUCUAUCCUUUGUGCAAAAGGAUGCUGCAAAAAGAAAUAUAGUUUUAACAAUGAUGAAUUAUACGAUAACUAGUCUGAUGGAUGCUCUUGAGUCUUUGGAAAGUCAUGGUGGAUAUAAAGAGGUGCUUAAACCAAAGAGAUUUGUUGAAUUUACUCAAAGGUGGAACCUUUUGAGGUAUAAAAUGGACCGAGCUGUUUCUGCGAUGUCCCAUUUAGAUUUUGAGACUGCUCUUUAUUUUGUAAGGUCUGGUGAUCAUGAUGUUUAUGCUAUUCACACGAUCAUUUACCUUGCAUCGCAAGAGCUUGAGGGGAUCUUGGUUUGUUUCCAAGACCCGCCUUUUCCUUGGGCUUCAGCUUCUAUGAGUUUGGGGGCUUUUGCUGCUCUACUUUAUGUGUAUUCGAAGAGAGAUCAGAUUUUCAGGAGCAAAAGGAAGCAGUUUUGAUGUGCAUUUAGAGAGAGAAGACAAGCUUUUAAACUCGGAUAUCAAAUUCCAAUAUCAAUGUUAAUUAUCUGUGUUUCAAUGUUUUCUUAUGGUGUUAUCCUUGGUCAUUUUGUUUCAAUAUUUUCUGUGACACUACUAAUUACCUGCAAUUUUCUCUGAGAAUUACUUUGAUUUUUCCCUUUCAUCUUUUUUUAUGACUCAGAUCCCCAAGAGUUAUAUUAGUUUCAUGGUAAGCUCUCUUAUACUUGUUUUUCCUUUCGUUUUCUUUUUUGAGAUAAGUUCAUCUUGUUCCUAACGUCAAAAGAAGAAUAGUGCCCCUCCUGUACUUCAGUUCGCAAAAUCGAGCUAAUCUUUUUCAGAUGUAUUAUUUUUAUGGUACGUUCUCUUGUAUCUUGUUUCUCCUUUUGUUUUCUUGAUUGUAAUGAGUUAUCUUGUUCCAUUUGUCAAAAUAGCAUAAUCAAUCUGGCCUUGUUCUCUUUCCAUUA
Messenger RNA from Amborella trichopoda, 2507 nucleotides. RefSeq lists its product as uncharacterized. NCBI's taxonomy places the organism in Eukaryota, Viridiplantae, Streptophyta, Magnoliopsida, Amborellales, Amborellaceae. The record is from RefSeq and is a predicted model, not a curated record.